AUUAAAAGAUUUUAAGCAUGUAAUUGAAGUAAAAAAAAGUGAUUCUUCAACGUUUCGGGAUAAAGAAAUUGCAUGGGAUGAAAUCUGUAACCGGUAUAACGAUUCGUCAAUGAUUUUUCAAGAGCGUACAGUUGCACAACUGAAAAAACUAUGGACAAACAUGAAACAGAAUCAAAGAGAAUUAUUGACAAAAGAAAAACAGGCUCGUCUAGCUACUGGUGGUGGUCCACCACUUCCAGAGACAAAUAUUGAUCCUGACGUAGCCGCAAUUGCACCGCAUCUUUUGGAAACAGCUCCUAUCCUUUUUACUUCAAAUAUGACGGACAAUGAAAUAAAAGAGAUGAAAAAACAGACUUUGAAGAUUGUAACAGAUAAUGAUUCGACCAUUGUCAUAUCUGAAAGUAAUGACGACGAGGCAACAAAUGAAAAUAAAAUACAAGAAGUUGACGUAACAAUUGAAGAUACAACACAAGAUAAAGAAAAUCAAAAUAUCGAUUUUUCCAUUCAAGCGGGUGUUUUGAAGAGAAAAAAGGGUUUGGAUACUGUUUGUAAACGAAAUACAAAAAUGACCAAAGUAGAGACAAAUAUUACUGAAACUUCUCUUAACAAUGAAAGUACUGUAAAGAUCGAAAGAAUAAAACAAAUUAUAGAACAAGAGAAAGAAGUGGCAGAAAUACAGAAAGCUCACGAGAAAAGAAUGGCUGUAUUGAAAGAAAAUUUUCAUAAUAAAAUACAUGCUCUAGAAAUUAGAACAGCUACUGCAAAGGCUGAACUAGCUGAGUUACAGCUGCGAAAAGAAAAAGAGAAAUAUGCUUCUUCAAGAGCAUAGACUAAAGUUCCUUAAAAUCAGAAAAGUUUAAAGUAUUUUAUUUUACGAGUAUUUUAUAGUAUAAGUUGUUA
This is a messenger RNA of Temnothorax curvispinosus, 900 nucleotides long. RefSeq lists its product as uncharacterized. The record is from RefSeq and is a predicted model, not a curated record. The transcript is spliced from 5 exons. NCBI's taxonomy places the organism in Eukaryota, Metazoa, Arthropoda, Insecta, Hymenoptera, Formicidae. The coding region runs from base 110 to 829 and encodes 239 amino acids.